Messenger RNA from Exophiala viscosa, 1199 nucleotides. RefSeq lists its product as uncharacterized. The record is from RefSeq and is a predicted model, not a curated record. The transcript has 2 exons. Bases 1 to 1128 code for a protein of 375 amino acids. Lineage: Eukaryota; Fungi; Ascomycota; Eurotiomycetes; Chaetothyriales; Herpotrichiellaceae.
AUGCGCUACACAUCCGGUUUCGUCGCUGCCGCUCUGCUCGGUGCCGCGGUCGCUGCUCCCGUUGCUCAAUGGGGUGACUGGGAAUCCAGCUCUUCCGGUUCCGACGGCGCUUCUCCCAGCGCAACGUCUGGCAACCCAUUCUCAUUCCCUCUGUCCAACGGUUUCCCCAACCUGAACGCCGCUGAGUUGAACGCCACCGAGGAGCAGGCUCACGGCAUCGAGCCCAAUGGAGGAGCUCCAACCCUCAAGCCCGAUGACCUGACAAGCUUCAGACUCAUUGCCUUCAACGAGCUGUUCGAGGUCGCGUUCUUCACCGAUCUCCUCUUCAACCUGACUGAAAACGUCGCCGGAUUCACCAUCGCUGACUCGACCACCCGCCAAAUGGUCAUCAACGCCAUCACCGCCAUUCAAGCCCAAGAAGAGCUUCACGCCGACAACGCAAACAAGAUCCUGGCAGCCAAUGGCCAAGCACCCAUCCAGCCUUGCCAGUAUGUCUUCCCCAGCUCCACCCUUGACGAAGCUCUUGCCUUUGCCAAGACCUUCACCGAUGUUGUCAUGGGCACUCUUCAGGACGUUCAGUUCCAUCUGGCCACCAACGGCGACGACGGUCCAGUCCCCAUCAUCGGCUCCGUCAUUGGCCAAGAAGGUGAACAGACUGGUUUCUUCCGCUACUUUGGUGGCCUUGUGCCCUCGGAGCUUCCCUUCUUGACCCGCUCUAGCCGAGAGUUCGCCUUCUCGGUCCUCAACCAGGCGGUUGUGGUCAAAGGAUCCUGCCCCAACUCGAACCUCAUCGACCUACCAGUCUUCCUGCCUCUGACCAUCAACACCUCCCCCAUCGCCGCUGAGGACCAGACUCUGUCCUUCUCCGUCACUGUGGACAAGUCCUCUCCUCCUGCCGGUCUCUCCAUCGUUUACAUCAACAGCCAGAGCGUACCCAUAGUCGAGAACAUCACCAAUGCUGUUCUCAGCAAUGGUGUCGCCACCUUCGACGCCUUCUUCCCAUACUCUGAGUAUCUCCUCAACGGCCUCACCAUUGUUGCUCUCACCAACAGCACAGGUCCCUUUACCGACGCUGAAGACGUUGCCAAGGCCACUAUUGCUGGCCCUGGUCUGAUCGAGAUCAACUAGAUGGAGACAGAAGAGGACUCAAGACAGGCUUGCACGACAAUGGAUGACACAUUUGCACAUUUCAGGGCCGG